Molecule: messenger RNA, 1102 nt
Organism: Gilbertella persicaria
Lineage: Eukaryota; Fungi; Mucoromycota; Mucoromycetes; Mucorales; Choanephoraceae
Product: mitochondrial carrier domain-containing protein
Exons: 2
Coding region: 291-995 (234 amino acids)
Cellular component (GO): mitochondrial inner membrane
Molecular function (GO): S-adenosyl-L-methionine transmembrane transporter activity
Source: RefSeq, a predicted model, not a curated record
ACUUUUUCAUUUUACCAAAAAACACAGAAAAUAUAAUGGCUUCAGUACCUGAACAAUUCAAAAUUAAUUUUACUUCUGGAGCCAUCGGCCUUUCUCUCUCUUAUGCCUGUAUGCAUCCCCUUGACACCAUUAAGACUAGAAUUCAGGCAGAUAAUACAGGCAACUGGCGUAAAGUGAUUUUCUCUAGAGCAACUCUUCAUAGUCUCGGCAAAGGCUUUUUUGUAUCUGCUUUAGGUGCUGCUGGUCAAGGCGGUGCCCGUUUCAGCACUUACGAAUAUUGUAAAUCCAGAAUGUUACCAAAAGAAAAAAACGCACUCACCAUCCCUGUCACCGCUCUUUCUGCCGUUCUUGGUGAUUUGGCUUCCAGUGUCAUCAAAGUACCUCGUGAAGUCAUUACAGCCAAGCUUCAAAUCGACCACUACAAAGCAUUAAAUCAAAAACCCAACGCAGCUUUUGUCAUCCGCCAAACUUUAAUGGAAGAAGGUCCUAAGGGCUUAUUUAGAGGAUUUUGGGCUAUUGCUGCUCGUGAUUCUCCAUUCAUGAUCAUUUUACUAGUAUCUUAUGAAAACUUCAAGGCAUUCCAUCACCGCUCAGUACGCGAAGCACUUGAAAAGACAAGAGAAUAUCGCAUGAAACAAAAAGGCGUGGUGGCAGGUGCUGCUUUUGAAGAGUUAGAAGCUGAUAUUCCCACUAUGCGUAGUGUGGUGUAUGGUGGCGUAAGUGGUUUCUUAGCCGGUUAUUUCACUACACCUAUGGAUGUCUUGCGUACACGUAUGAUUGCUCAAGAGUCUGUGCAAUCAGUAACAGUAAUUGAAAUGGCUAAAUCUAUGAUUUCUCGCUCUUGGUCUCGUACUGGUGCUAGUACAGUAAGAAAGUCGAUUGAUACAUACAAUGCUUUCUUUGCAGGUGCCAUUCCUAGAAGUGUUUGGUGGUUUGGUAUCUGUGGCAUCUUCUUUCCUUCUUAUGAAACUUUGAAAUCUCUCAUGAACAAUUAGACAUAUACAUAUACAUAGUCUCUGCAUACCCCUCUCUUUCUUUUCCUUCACUUGUUAUAUAUUUCAUCUCCCAAAAUAAAAAAAAAGGAAAAUCUCGUUGUAUCUAA